ACCUUGUUGUCGGAGAUCCGAUGGGAAAAAAACAUCACGCUAGGGGAGCCUCCCGGGUUUCUACAUUCCUGGUGGUGCGUAUUUUGGGACCUUUACUGUGCAGCUCCUGAAAGGCGAGAUACUUGUGAACAUUCAAGUGAAGCAAAAGCCUUUCAUGAUUAUAGUGCAGCUGCAGCCCCGAGUCCAGUCCUUGGAAACAUUCCUCCUAACGAUGGAAUGCCAGGGGGUCCCAUCCCUCCGGGUUUCUUUCAGGGACCACCUGGUUCUCAGCCCUCGCCACACGCACAGCCUCCACCUCACAAUCCUAACAGCAUGAUGGGACCCCACAGUCAGCCUUUCAUGUCACCACGAUAUGCAGGAGGUCCCCGACCCCCCAUCAGAAUGGGAAACCAGCCUCCAGGGGCUGUUCCUGGGACACAGCCAUUGCUGCCCAAUUCAAUGGAUCCGACACGACAACAAGGGCAUCCUAACAUGGGAGGACCGAUGCAGCGGAUGAAUCCUCCAAGAGGGAUGGGCCCCAUGGGUCCCGGUCCACAGACUGAUCCUUGGUUAUCAUUGCAGAACUAUGGCGGCGGAAUGAGACCUCCACCCAACUCUUUAGGCCCUGGCAUGCCUGGAAUUAACAUGGGCCCAGGUGCUGGAAGACCAUGGCCCAAUCCCAGCAGUGCUAAUUCAAUUCCAUACUCCUCUUCAUCGCCUGGUACAUAUGUGGGGCCCCCUGGUGGUGGAGGCCCUCCCGGGACACCUAUCAUGCCUAGUCCUGCAGAUUCAACAAAUUCAAGUGACAACAUCUACACAAUGAUUAAUCCAGUACCGCCUGCAGGCAGUCGAUCGAAUUUCCCAAUGGGACCUGGUUCUGACGGCCCGAUGGGAGGCAUGGGCGGGAUGGAGCCACAUCACAUGAAUGGAUCACUAGGGUCAGGUGACAUAGAUGGACUUCCAAAAAAUUCUCCAAACAACAUAAGUGGCAUUAGCAAUCCCCCGGGCACUCCAAGAGAUGAUGGCGAACUGGGAGGCAACUUCCUCCAUUCCUUCCAAAAUGACAAUCGCGACAGUUCCUCCUCCAGUAACCAGACCUGCUUGUGGAAGACUCUCCACUACUACGUAGAAAGUUGUUAAUGCAGUUGGCCCUUCAUAGGAUCACAUCCUUGAAUGAAUAGUGAUCUUACUGUCUGCAAUUACUGGCAUGCACUGUACUAGUCUUUUCCCACCCCCCUCAUGGCAUAGAAGGAGUGCUCCUUAUGUCCAUUCCCCCCACCCCCUUGACAGUCUUUGAGUGGGGGUUCGUUUCCACCAAAAGAGAGAGGAGAAAGAAAGGGUUAAUCUGACCUGGGACUUUGAAACUGUGAUCUCAAGCUAAUGUCUUUGUUGGGUUUCCUUUUUUUGUUUGUUUUUUGUUUUUGGUUUUGUUUCGUUUUUUCAUUUUUACUUUUAAUUUUGGGGGGGUUUUUUAAAGGAAAAAAAAAAAAGAUGUGAUCUUAUCAGGGUUUCACUGUAUAUGCUUUGGAACUGGAUGGAGAUACUUUUUAAGUAAUUAUUGUUGUUAAAAUGUAUACUUGCUAUUCUGUAGGCUCACUCUGUAAUAAAAAAAUAAACAAAAAUUGAAAAAAAAAUAAUUAAAAUUUACCUUCCUUCUCAUGGUAGAGGUGACUACAGAACAGUAACGAGAGAACCAUGUAAAGUGACACUCUCCAGAACUUCGGGAUCUAUGUACAUUACACUACCCUGUAGUUGGUCUUUGUUUUAUAAAUCUCCAUUUCUGAUCCAUGUAUAUCAUAUUAUGUAAAAUAUUAUCUCCCUGGAUUUACCUUUGUGCGGAUUAUUGAAAACAUUGUAUCUUGUUUCAGUGUUUUUUCUUACCUUGUAGUCUGGUUCUAAAAUAAGAGAGGGAAAAAAGUAAUUAUUAUACAUUGUAGUUUGUGUACGAUAUUUGUUGAUAAUGUUUUAUUAAAGGGAUGUCUUUUUUCCGCACCCCUUCAUUCGAGAUGUUUUUGGGGGAACAUUGGCUCGUUUUUAUUAUUCUGACUGCAAGACAUGAGAUGACAGACUUUUUUUAGCGUGUAAUAUGAAUUUUUUUAAAUGUUUGCCUUCUUUUUCCUAGGCAUUUUAAUUGUGCUUUACCUGUAGAAAGUUGCUGGGCGGAUCGGGGCAUGAGGGCGGGGGGAGGGGAGGGGGGUGUCAGUCUCAUAGUUACAGUCAGGUUAAUAUUUAAAAAUAAUAAUAAAAAAAAAAAAUCAAACGAAGAUUUGUGGCAUUGCGCAUACACCCGUUGUCUCCAGAAUGGGUCAUCUCUUUUUAACUUUUUUUUUAUUCUCUUUUUUUUUUUUAAUUCUUUUUUUUUUUUUUUUGGUUUUUUUUCUUUUGUUUGUUGGUUUUGUUCUGAAGUGAGAAAUGACAGACCGGCUUUAAUGUAUUUUAAAAUGGAUAGCUAAAUUAUUGUCUUCAUUGGUAUGGGAUGGUUUUUUGACUGAAGCGGUUCUUUUUUUCCCCCUCCAUGCUGUAAUAAAUAUAAACAUAAACAUUU
Alligator sinensis (Chinese alligator) is the source of this 2524-nucleotide messenger RNA. RefSeq names its product single stranded DNA binding protein 3 (gene SSBP3). The record is from RefSeq and is a predicted model, not a curated record. The transcript is spliced from 17 exons. Gene Ontology annotation, cellular component: nucleus. Gene Ontology annotation, biological process: positive regulation of transcription by RNA polymerase II. Bases 217 to 1119 code for a protein of 300 amino acids. Lineage: Eukaryota; Metazoa; Chordata; Crocodylia; Alligatoridae.